Colletotrichum acutatum is the source of this 2151-nucleotide messenger RNA. RefSeq lists its product as uncharacterized. Gene Ontology annotation, molecular function: protein binding. The transcript has a single exon. Lineage: Eukaryota; Fungi; Ascomycota; Sordariomycetes; Glomerellales; Glomerellaceae. The record is from RefSeq and is a predicted model, not a curated record. The annotation marks the transcript as partial.
AAGGAAAUGCAUCCCACAAUGGCCAUGCUCAACGCAGGCAUGGUCAACAAAUACUACCACAAAGCCAUCAACGACAUUGCUCUCCGGUGGGACGCCCGGAGCGAAAACCCCAGAGCCGUCUACCACGCUGCAGUGCACAACAACGUUGAUCUCCUCCGCCAGGCCCUUGAAAAGCCCGGUGCUAAACCGGACUACGUCCCACGGGGCCCACUGCCGUCUUUAUGGACGCCACUGAUGGUGGCUGCGUCUAAAGGCUAUGCUCAAGUCGUGGACCUGCUUCUGCACAAGGGGGCCAAUCCAGCACUAAGCUUUGCCGACCGUCAUCCCCCAUGGUGGAAACCGCGUCCAUUUUCUGGAUGCCCAGAGUCAGGUAUGGGCCUGUAUGAGUUUGAAAGAGACCUUUCUCGGCAGCCCUCGCCCCUCCAUGCCGCCAUGUUGGCUCCCAAGAACGCGUUGGUCAUUUCCAAAACCAUACUCGGGUCUCUCCCACCACGCUUCUUGACCAAGAUUUCCGAACCGCAUGGACUCUUCCUUGCUACUGCUGUUGCUCAAGAUCACGUCGACUUGGUGGAUAUGCUAAUCAAUCGAGGCGCAGAUUUUGAUCACGGAGGCGUAACUAGCUUCCGUAUGAAUACUCCGGUACUUCAUCAUGCCAUCUCCGGCGAUAUGGUUCGCAAGCUGACCCUGGCAGGUGCGCCGCUACAUACACCUGUCGAGUUCGGCCUCAAUGCUUUCCAUGCCGUCUGUCUCCGUCAAGCAGAUUGCUCUUCUGCAAUAAGAGAGCUCGUUCGACAGGGCGUAAAGCUUGAAGAGACCACGACUAGCAUAGACCUACGACCACCUCUGAUCCCUGAACGGGGACCUCGCCGGAAGAUCCCUCAGACAGCUCUCAAUCUCGCAUGUAGGCAGCUCAACGUCGCUCACAUCCGAACGCUGCUCGAAUUAGGCGCUCAUCCGCUUGGGGCAUGUCUUGAGGAGAGCCCUAGGAAGAAGAUGAAGGGCAGUGAGUUCGUGAAGGAUAGCGAGCUCUUCAAGGUGACUCCCCUUCACGAUCUACUUCUCCCCGAUUACUUUGCCCUGCAAGCACACCAAAAGAGCAAUGAGGAAAUCGCAUGCGCCAUGAAAGCGGCUUUCAAUCUGAUGAUAAGCCACCCUUUGGCUGCCGAAGCAGUAUCGUCUUACGGAAACUUUGCCCUUGGGUGGCCAAAGAGCAAUCUCAUGGCCAGGAUUUUAAGAUCAUUUUGGAUGAGGGGCCGCAUCGAUUACACAAGAGACUUUGGUAGGUACACCCCGCUCCAGCUUUUCUUCAUUCAUCCGUUCUCGGACGACCCCGAGAUUCCACAGGCCAUGUUCGACUUGGUACAAGAUGGUAGGGAUCAGAUCAACACCAUCAUAAAGCCGCUUUACAUCACGCCGCUCCUGGCUCUCCUAGGCCACCGCUUCGACCAUUCUCUCGGCGACGCAAACUUUUACCGACCAAAACUGCUCAAGUGGCUCCUGGAACACGGCGCCGACCCGAACUUGUGCGACAGAGAAGGCUUCUCGCCCCUCCAUUAUGCAGUGUUCUGGCUCGAUGUUUCGGCCGUCGAGCUUCUCCUCUUAUACGGCGCCCGAGUCAAGCGUGAGGAUGAACUCCAGGUCAUGGACGUACUGUUCGGUGGCGUCUUCACCAGAGAGCAUGAAAAAGAAGCGAAAAAAGAUCGCCCCUCACGGAAGAGCGAGUGGACGCAAAUGGUGAAGCAAAUCCGCACACACGCGUGGUCGAUGCACUGUGUCGACAGCAACAUUGAGCGAUGGCAGCCCGGCACGCCGCUGCCCGCAUGUACGCUCUUCAAAUUCGAGGUUAAGCUUAUAUUUGAAAUGUACGAUGAGGUGUUCUUGCCUUCAGAGCUCGUGACGCGGUGGGGAGGGCUGCGUGAGGCUCUGAAGGGGGAUGCCGACGAGCGUAGGAAGCGAAUCUUUGCGGCGCUGCUGCCAACGCCAAACGUGCUACCCUUUUUUAAGCCCAAGGGGGUUAUGAAAGGUGAUGGUGAGUUGGACCCUGGCGAGGAUGGGUCCGGUCCUGACACGAUUCGGUACAGUGUUUUGGAUUGGGCCACGGCGACGGCCCAGGAUGACUGGUUCUUGGACGAGAUUAAGCGGCUUGGAGGG